AUGAAGAAGGAUAAAAUAAAAGAAAAAUACAUAAAACUUUUGUUUACUCAAGUGGAAAAAGAAAAAGUUCAAAACAAUUACGAGAAUACUAGCUAUAACUUUGCUUCUUUUACAAAUUAUGAUGUAUAUAUUUUAAAUGGAAAAUAUUAUAAACUAAGAAAUUUAGAUGACGUUAAGAUUAAGAAGACAUUAUUGCUAUAUUUAUUUAAACACAACUUUUAUGUUCCCAAGAUAAUAAAGAGAAUAAUUUUCAAAAAAUUUUUACUACAAAAUGAAAGCAGGGACAUACCAAACUUCAAUUACAACAUAUAUCUUUUAUUAUCAUAUUUAAAAAAUCCUAGUGUUAAUGAAACUAUGCAAAAAAUUAUUGAUUUAGAUGUAUUCAGAACAAGAAUUAACAAAGAAAAUGAAAAAACAAUAUAUUUUUUUAAUCUCUUUUUAAAUUAUGCUUGCAACUAUUUUCAGUUUAAAUAUAAGCAAGGGCUAAAUGAAGUCCUAGCACUUUUUUUUUACCUGAAGGGGAAAUGCUUUAAUAUGGUUGAUGUCUAUUUCUGCUUUCAAAACUUUGUUGAGAGAUUUCUAAAGGAGUUUUAUUAUGACGAUGAGUUUUUUUUUUUGCAAAUAUCAUUUUUUUUGUUUAAGAUUUUAAUUAAGUAUCAUGACCCCGUGUUGUCGGAAGUGCUAGAAAAGAACAAAAUGACUCCAGAGAUAUACGCAGCAUCGUGGUUUCUAACCCUCUUUGCAUCGAAGAGCAAUUUACAAAUUUUAAAUUCUAUCUAUAUGAUAUUUUUACUAGAACAUAAUCCCUUUUUUUAUUUUUUUUUUUCCUUGGCUCUUUUAAUUUUGCAUAGAAAUGUAUUUCUGUGCGUCGAUAGCUCUAAUUUACCAGAAUUGUUAAGUAAAAUAAACAUAUUUAAUAAAAAAUUUUUAAAGAAAGUUUGGUCACUGGGGAAGUAUUUGGAAAACAACACACCUGUGUCAUUUGCUCAUAAACUGUUUUUCAUUAAAAAUAUUUUGAUUUAUUUAACUAAUGAAAAUUCGAUAGAAAAUAAUCAUAAAAAAAAUGUGUUAUUGAAUUUUUUCAAAUCCAUUGAUUAUAUGUCCAUAAAUUCGUACGAGAUUAUAAAGAACGUCUCGUCAGGAAGAAACAACUACAUAUUCCUUGAUAUCAGAUCGAGUAGAAAUUUCAAGAAAUUUCAUUUAAACAAUUCGAUAAACGUAGAGCCAGUGAAUAACAUAGGUUUACAACAUAAGAAGAAAAAGAAAGAUACUAAUAGAACUGACGAUAAACAAAUAUUUUAUAUUUUAAAAAAGUAUGAUGGCCAUGAAGUCGCACACACAGGUAUGUUACUAUUUUCCUUUUUAUUGCUAAGAAAAUACAACGGGAAGAAUAACAUUCAUUAUGAUGAUAAUAUUAUAUUAAAAAAAAAAAAAGGAAUUAAUGAAACCAAACUGACUGAAGUUAAUAUUAGAUCAAUGGAUAAAAGUCAAGAAAGAGGAGUGAAAAGGAGAAAAAGGGAAGAAAGUAAAAAUAUAACAAGAAAAAAAAGGAAAAAAAUAGGAGAUAACCGUGCCACAAGUAUUUUUAAUAAUCUCAGUUUACUGAAAGUUGAGGAGAAUCAAAUGGUAGAUCUCAAUACUUUUUUUUUUAAUUUUUAUUCAGAUAAGAAAUGUAUUAAAAGGUCAUAUAAAAGCUGUAAAGUUAAAUUUAAAUUUUAUGAACCAUUAAGUAGAGAGUAUGCAGUGGAGAAGAAGGUUAAAAUGGCAAAAAAUUAUUUUUCUGAUGAUGAUGUUUUAUCAACACCUUUUAGUUUAACAAGCUAUCGCAUUAGAAUGAGUUUCAUUUUGAAAAGAGAAAAAGCUAUGGCAAAGGUUACUAGGGUAGAAACGGAAGAAAUGAAAAAGAGAAAAACGGAAGGAUUGAAAAGUGCUAUUCGUAAGGACAGUACUAGGAAUGUGGAAAGCAAUGAGUAUUACAAUGAAAAUGGUGGCAAAGACAACCACGUUGAUACACACAUUGAUAUAAACGAUGAUGAUGAGCAUGUUGAUGAUGAACACGCUAACGAUGCACGAGCCACUAAAUCAACAAGAAAAAUCAAAAGAGAUUCCUAUCUACUUGAGCAAAAUUUGAAUAUCAGUUCAUUCAAUUUAUAUUUGCUAAUAAAAGAGAAAGUUUUGAAAGACGAAAACUCACUAAAAAUUUUUUUUGAAAAUAUGUUCAACCCGAACAAAGAAAUCGUUAUUCUAUACGAUGAUGAUUUUAAGAAUGCUAAACAUGUGAGAAGCUUUUAUUACGAGUUGAUAUAUAAGUUAAAGCUAAAGAACGUUUCUAUUAUUGAAGGAGGAAUAAAUUCUUAUCAUAACUUGAUAAAAAAUAAGCAAUCGGAAUCUCCGUCUCGCUUAGAUUCACGAUCACAUUUGGAUUCUAGGGCCAAUUACAAAACAAAUGUAAUUACAAAAACAUCAGGGGGGAUAAAGAAUACAGAGCUUCCUGAUUUUUACUUAUGCUAUAAUUUAGUAAAAAACAAAAAGGUGUUGAACCAUCUAUUUCAUCCAUCUCAUUUAUGUUAUUUGUGUGAUAAUAAAAAUUUUAAAAAAAUGAAAAAGAGAAUUCUGGACGAAUUUUUUUUUGAAAUAUAUAACGAUUACAGUAUAUUUGAAGAUUAUUAUUAUUUUUUGACAAAUCAAAGGGAUCAUGUUAAUUAUUCUGCUUUCUUUGAAUUAAUUUUACGUAAAAAAAGCUUUGAGAAAUUAAAAAAGAGCAAGAAAGAGGAAUCGGAAGCAUUAUUAUUUCCUCUUUCAAAUAUACUUAAUUAUAUUAAAAGAAAAAAAUCAGUAGAUAAGGAAAAGGACCUUAAUGAAAACUCUUCAGUACGUACUGGUUAUGUGAAUACAACUACUACCAUUACUAGUACUUCUACUGCAGUGGGUGCUGCUUCUACUUCUGUUUCUAGUGGUAUCCCUGUUUGUAACAACAACUGCAAGGGUAAUCACAACGAUGGGGUAUGUAAUAACAGUGUGCAUAGUACCAAUGCAUCUGCUAUGACAAAGAGGCUUAGUGAAUCUACGCAAAGUGAUAUGAACAUAUACAGUAAUACAAGAGUGAAAAAAGAUUACUUUAGUUUGAACUAUUAUAUAUAUUACUACAAUCGAAAGAAGAAUGAAUUCUUUACUUUCAUCGCAAAUGAUGAAGAAAAACAAACAAAAUGUGAAGGUGCAUCUUUCGACGUGAGCAAUGCAGCUCCAUGCAAUGUUACGCAUACGAACACAUCUGAUGUAAAUAGAAGCAGCUUGAGAGGCAGUGUACCAUUCAUCAAUAAAUGUAGUGAGGAUGGUGAUCAUAGAAAUGCGUGCGCAAUUUCAAACAGAACUGCAGAUGCAGGAGCAAAUGUUGGUGCAGAUGCAGAUAUAGAUAUAACUAGUGCUAUUUGUGCGAAUGAAAGUAUAAAAGUCGAGGGAGAUGAAAAAUGGUUAGCUGUUAAUGAAGAACAGGAAUACAUACCAAGUAAGGAUCUUUUAAAUUUAAGAAAUAAGCUUUCAAUUAGCAGUGACAAUACGGAAAGAAGGAGUUCAUCCAGCUCUGACGUUUACAGUUUGUACUCCUACAUAGAUAUAAUGUGUUAUAAUUAUUUGUUGAACAAGGAUGAUGCAAGUUGUAGUAGUUGCAAAAGAUGCGAUGAUAAUGAUGAUGAUGGUGAUAAUGUUGAAUAUAACGACGGUGAGGAUUACCACAAUAACAACAACAGGAGUGUAAGUAAAAUCCAGUGCAAAAUUUAUAACUGCUUCAUUGAGUAUAUUUAUCAGCCUAUGAUCCCACACAACAUCAGAUCGAAUAAUAUUAUAAGCAAUUUUGUUCAGUAUGUAAAAUAUUAUAAGAAUAUGAAUCCAAGCAAUAACUCAAUAAAUGAUCCAAAUUUUUAUUUGAAUUGUAAUAAAUUGGAUUCGAGUUUAUUUUUUAACCUGUCCUAUUUUCCUUUUAAUAAUUUUAGAAAAAUGCACUUACCCAAUAAGUUUUCAUUCUCAAAAUCGUAUGAAAAGGAGAGGAGGGAUACGGGCACAGGCAUGGGAACGAGCACGGAGAUAGAUAUGGGCAUAAAUAUGAGUAAAGGUCGAGACAGCGAAGGAAGUGGGGGUGGAUUAGAGUUUAGGGAUAGAAAAAACUUUGUACGAGAUGAUUCAUUGUAUUAUACUGUUAGAGAGGAAUUGCCCUUGAAGAAAGAGCUACAAAAUGAUGAAGAUGACAAGGGUACACAACAUGUAGGCUCCACAAAUGGGGAAGCAACCUAUGCAGAGGGGAAAAAUGCCAAUACCUACGAUGAAGUAGUAAAUGAUUCUAUCUUAAAUAACACGUGGAUUAAAAACAAACCUGAGUUAGGUUUAUGCAAACUAAUGAUAUAUCACAAUUUUUUAAUUUUGUACGGAGUUCCCUAUUUGUAUGAUGUCAAUGUGUUGGUAGAUACAACAAAUAAAGCUACACAAGAGAACAAAGUUCGUAGAAACAUUUCUAAGUCGUAUGGAGAACACAAAUCAGUAGCUAACUUAAAGAAAAUAAAGGAGGCACCAUUUGAUGAUACCACAGAUGUAAAAGACUUCGAGGGAAAUCAAGCAAAGAGGGAAGAAGCAGAUGGGGGAAAAGAAACAUAUAGAGGGAAUGGAGAAACCGGGGGGGGUGCCCCCCCCCCUGACAUUGGAAUUGUAAACUUUUUGAAAGAGAAAAAAGAGUAUAAUAAUAAAAAAGAUAAUACUUAUUUAAACUAUUGCGACGACAAGUUACACAAAAUGGUGGUACAUAAAUAUAAAGACUUAAAAAAGAAAGAUAUUUUAUUUAACAUCGACUGUUAUAAGUUGAAUGCAAUUGACAUUAACUGGAAUAAUAUAUCUAAUCACAUGUUUCGUAAUAUAACGAAAGAACAUAUAGAGGAUACGUACAAUUAUUAUAAGCCAUAUUUUAAUUUAUCGAAAAAUAAUUUAUCAAAGGAGGAACAAUUUCCUUAUUCUCCUUCUUCCUCGAAUUCAGCUUCAAGUAACAACACUUGUUCGUGUGCAUCAGAUGAACAAGAUUUUUCCUUUUCAGACUAUCAUAGCUUAUAUACAAAUAAAGCCAAAAUAAAAACGAACUCAAGGAACAAGAACAAUAAAAAGAAAAUGAAACUUGAAUAUCGUAAGACGAAAAUUGAUGUUGUUAAUAUUUAUGCAAUAUUUGACCUUAGAACUAUUUAUAAAAUUACCACCAAAAAGAACAAUAACAAAACUCUCUAUUUCUACUUUUCAACAAAUAAGAGCACCCCCUUGAUGGUUUUAAAUUUUGAGGACGAGUUGGAGGUCCAAUCGUGCGUCUGUUCUGUUAAGGAGGUGUACACCUUUUUUGCAAAUAACAUAGGAGGGCUUCACUGA
Molecule: messenger RNA, 5394 nt
Organism: Plasmodium malariae
Lineage: Eukaryota; Apicomplexa; Aconoidasida; Haemosporida; Plasmodiidae
Product: conserved Plasmodium protein, unknown function
Exons: 12
Coding region: 1-5394 (1797 amino acids)
Biological process (GO): retrograde transport, endosome to Golgi
Cellular component (GO): trans-Golgi network
Source: RefSeq, a predicted model, not a curated record